AUGGAGGCUGCCCAUCUGUCAUCUGUAGCCAACCAAGCCCCCGAUGCCUCCAUGGAUAUCGAUAUGGACCUUGAUCUGGGCCCGGAACCGGAGCCGGAGCCGGAGCCCAUUCAAACGGAAUCGGCGACACGCGCAGAGGACGCAGCUGAUCCGUUCACGGAGGAGGCCGUCUACGAAAAGGUUCAUGUUCGCGGCGUGGAUGAACUGACUACGGACCACAUCAAACAAUUUGCUCUCAGCCACUACGACCGCGAAGAGCCCACGCGUAUCGAAUGGAUCGACGACACCUCCGCCAACAUCAUCUACACCUCCACCGAGUCCGGCCUCCAAGCGCUGGCGGCCUUUACACAAGUUAACGGCGAAGAGGAUGCUUCGGCCCUCCCUCCACUGCGCCUUCGCUCAGCGAAGCUUCUGUCGUCACACCCCGACUCGGUCCUUCAAGUGCGAUCAGCUGUCAAGACAGAUCGCAAGCAGCCGCGUGCCCACGAAAAGAGUCGAUUUUACCUCAUGCACCCCGAGCACGACCCCCGCGAGCGUCUGCGCCAGGAGCUCGCGGACCGACGCCGAAACGGUGAGGCGGACGAUGGUGAUUACACGCGCCGCCGGUUUGACGACAGGGAGCACCGCCGGCGCCGCGACCGCGAUGGCGACCUGUUCAAUGCCGACAUGUACGAUGAUCGGGGCGCGUCGAGCUACUCAGACUCGGACCGCGGGCGAGGUGGGCGCAGACGUCGUGGCCCGCGAGAACUGUUCCCCGAGGAUGAUGACCGGGCAUCGGGACGUCUUCGCAACCGCAGCGCGUCCCCGGGACGAGACACUCUGGAGGACCGCGAUCGCAUUGAGCGGGCCGGUCACAACGGUCGCCGACAAUUCCGCGAGCGGUCUCCACAGUUGAGCCGAAAUACCGGCAAGGAGCUCUUCCCGUCCGCUGGCGAGUCCAACUCCGGCGCGCGCGAACUCUUCCCCAACAAGCCCACCUCCAGCUAUAUCCCCAAGGGACAACCGCCCAGCAAAGCCAGCAACCACCGUCGCUCAGAUGCCUUUGAUGCUUCCGACGAGACGGCAGAUCCGCUGGGCCGACGGAUCACCGCUCCCUUUGGGGAUGGGCACGUCGAAUCCACGCGAAACGCUAAUGUUGAGCUUUUCCCCGAUUCCGCUCGGAACGAAGCCCAUAUCCGUGGGGCGGCGAGGGAAGACCAGGGAUUUGCUAUCCGGGGCGCGGCUAACGGCAUGUCCAUCAAGGGCCGAGGCGCCUCGGUGCGCGAGCUGUUCCCGUCCAAGUACAACAGCAAUGCGGAGAAGGAGCUGUUUGCCGGGACGCUCGAAGGGCGUGGUGGCCGUCGACGGAGAGCCGAGGAUAUGUUUAGCUGA
Penicillium alfredii is the source of this 1371-nucleotide messenger RNA. RefSeq names its product NCBP3 domain-containing protein. The transcript is spliced from 2 exons. Gene Ontology annotation, cellular component: nucleus; cytosol. Gene Ontology annotation, molecular function: RNA 7-methylguanosine cap binding; mRNA binding. NCBI's taxonomy places the organism in Eukaryota, Fungi, Ascomycota, Eurotiomycetes, Eurotiales, Aspergillaceae. The coding region runs from base 1 to 1371 and encodes 456 amino acids. The record is from RefSeq and is a predicted model, not a curated record.